Toxotes jaculatrix (banded archerfish) is the source of this 1947-nucleotide messenger RNA. It is a transcript of the gene lrrc4ca, whose product is annotated as leucine rich repeat containing 4C, genome duplicate a. Gene Ontology annotation, molecular function: cell-cell adhesion mediator activity. The record is from RefSeq and is a predicted model, not a curated record. Gene Ontology annotation, cellular component: postsynaptic density membrane; glutamatergic synapse; plasma membrane. NCBI's taxonomy places the organism in Eukaryota, Metazoa, Chordata, Actinopteri, Toxotidae. Gene Ontology annotation, biological process: regulation of axonogenesis; synaptic membrane adhesion; modulation of chemical synaptic transmission. The transcript has a single exon. The coding region runs from base 1 to 1947 and encodes 648 amino acids.
AUGUUAAACAAGAUGACCUCCUAUCAGCAGCAGCAGAUGAUGCGAGGUCCUAGGUGGAACCGGGCCUUGUCCGACCCUUUGUUUGUGCUGCUUCUGGCCCUCCAGCUGCUGGUGGUGGCAGGGCUAGUACGUGCUCAGACGUGCCCCUCUGUCUGCUCCUGUAGUAACCAGUUCAGCAAAGUCAUUUGCACCCGCCGAGGCCUGCGGGAUGUCCCUGAUGGCAUCUCUACCAACACACGCUACCUGAAUCUGCAAGAAAAUCUCAUUCAGGUCAUAAAGGUGGACAGCUUCAAACACCUAAGACAUCUGGAGAUCCUGCAGCUGAGCAAAAACCACAUACGCAAAAUUGAGCUGGGAGCCUUCAAUGGACUGGCCAGCCUCAAUACCUUGGAGCUUUUCGAUAACCGCCUCACCACCAUCCCAAACGGGGCAUUUGAGUACCUGUCCAAACUAAAGGAGCUUUGGCUGAGGAAUAACCCCAUAGAGAGUAUUCCCUCCUAUGCUUUCAACAGAGUGCCCUCGUUACGGCGGUUGGACCUUGGGGAGCUCAAACGGCUCUCCUACAUAUCUGAGGGGGCCUUUGAAGGGCUGAGCAAUCUGCGCUACUUAAACCUGGGAAUGUGCAAUCUGAAGGAAAUUCCCAACCUUAUUCCCCUGGUGAAGCUGGAUGAACUGGAGAUGUCGGGGAACCAGCUAUCCGUCAUCCGGCCUGGCUCUUUUAAGGGGCUCAUCCAUUUGCAAAAGCUGUGGAUGAUGCAUGCCCAGAUCCAGACCAUAGAAAGGAACUCUUUUGAUGACCUGCAGUCACUAGUGGAGCUCAAUCUGGCCCACAACAACCUUACUCUCUUGCCCCAUGACCUCUUCACUCCUUUACAUCACCUGGAGAGGGUGCACUUGCACCACAACCCGUGGAAUUGUAACUGUGACAUCCUCUGGCUAAGCUGGUGGCUUAAGGAGAUGGUACCAGCAAACACCAGCUGCUGUGCCCGCUGCAGCUCACCUCCCCACCAUAAGGGACGAUACAUUGGCGAGCUGGACCAGAACUACUUUCACUGUUAUGCUCCUGUUAUUGUGGAGCCUCCUGCGGACCUAAACGUGACGGAGGGAAGCGCUGCAGAGUUGAAAUGCAGAGCCAGCUCUUUGACUUCAGUAAGCUGGAUUACACCCAAUGGUUCCAUCAUGACACACGGUGCAUACAAGGUCAGAAUCUCUGUGCUGAAUGACGGCACUCUGAACUUCACUAAUGUUACCAUGCAGGACACAGGCACAUAUACAUGUAUGGUCAGUAAUUCCGCAGGUAACACAACAGCAUCUGCCACACUCAAUGUGUCCUCGACAGAGAACAGCAGCUUCAGCUACUUCACCACAGUGACAGUGGAGACCAUAGAAACGCCACAUAACGAAGGCUUCACCACUACUGUGCAACAGAAGGUGGGACCCACCCCCUCUGCUGGUACAUGGGAGUCUAUUUCACCCACCUCUACAACUACCACAACAUUUCGGACCCCACUCUCCACCCGUGCCACAGAGAAAACUUACACAAUCCCAGUCACAGAGCUGGGUGGGGAGGGCUCAUUAAACGGCUUGGAUGAGGUGAUGAAGACGACCAAGAUCAUCAUUGGCUGCUUUGUUGCAAUAACACUCAUGGCAGCUGUAAUGCUGAUUAUCUUCUACAAGAUGCGUAAACAGCACCACCAGCAGAACCACCAUGCACCCAUACGCACUAUUGAGAUCAUUAAUGUGGAUGAGGACUGUGUAACAGGAGGCCCCGGCAUGGAGGGCCACCUGACUCUGCCUCCUCUUGAGCAUGAGCACCUCAACCACUAUAACACCUAUAAGACUGCAUACAACCAUGCCUCCACUAUCAACUCCAUACACAGCUCAGCGCACGAACCUUUGUUAAUCCGGGCCAGCUCAAAAGACAAUGUACAAGAGACCCAAAUCUAA